Molecule: messenger RNA, 3588 nt
Organism: Vairimorpha ceranae
Lineage: Eukaryota; Fungi; Microsporidia; Nosematidae
Product: microtubule associated protein
Exons: 1
Coding region: 1-3588 (1195 amino acids)
Molecular function (GO): tubulin binding
Source: RefSeq, a predicted model, not a curated record
AUGGACUACAUAGAAAGAAUAAAAUCUAAAAAUUGGAAAGAAAGGCAAGAAGUUUAUUUAGAACUAGGAAAUCAUUUUAAAGAGGGUAAAAACCUUGAAUUUUUACAUUUACUGCAAAAUGAAACUAAUAUACCUGCAUUGGAAUCUGCGAUAGAUUCUAUUUUAAAGGCACCUAUAAUUUCUACUUCUGCUGUAAGUAAAAUAUUUUUACAAAUAGGAAAUAGUAAGACAACAAUAAAAAAUAGAAUAUUUAAUUUAAUUGAUAAUAUUAAAGAUUCUGAUUUGGUACCUACACUUGUACAAUUGUUAAGCAAUAAAAAUCCUAAGAUAGUAAGUAAUACACUUAUAUCAUUAAAUAGAUUGUAUGAAAAUAACAAAAACCUGCCUACACAAGAUUCAUUGGAAGCUUUAAAUCUUGUAUUAGGACAUUCUGACAGUGUUGUUAGAAGUGAAGGAUUAAAAUUUACUGUUUUAUUAUAUAAAAUUGUGGGAAAUGAAGUUAAGAAAUAUUUAAAUAUAAAACCAAUACUACUGAAAGAGUUAGAAGAAGAAUUUAAUAAAAUUUCGCCGCAAUCGGAAAGUAUUUCUGUUGAUUUGGACUAUAGUAAAAUUAAUGAUUCUAAAUGGAAUAUAAGAGUAGAAGGAUUGACACAAUUAUUGAAUAGUCCUUAUAACGAUAAUAUUGUAGAUGUGCUAUUUCAGAGAAUUAAUGAUCCAAAUAAUCAAGUAUUUUUUUUGGUAUUAGACGUUAUUUAUAAAUUUAAAGUUAAAGAUAAAAAAAUAAUAAAUGGUCUUAUAGAAAGACUUAAAGAUAAGAAAAUGUGUAUAACAGAUAAAAUAAAGAAAACACUUAUACAUGUGGGUGUAGAGCAUAUAAAUACACAAUAUUUUAUGUUAAAAAGUCCUGAGUUAAAAGCUAAUUUAAUUGAAGUGUGUACAGAAUGUAAAAUUAUUGAUAAAGAAGUAAUAAAAUGUAUAAUUAAAUGUACUGAAGAUUCUAGUAGUAUGGUAAGAAAUAAAGCUUUUGAAGCUUUAAGAAUGCUUGAUUAUGAUAAAAAUUUACUUAGUAGCGAUCUAAGAAAAAAAAUUAAUCCAAAUGAAACCAGUACAAAUGUAAUAGUAGGAAAUAAAAUUGCACCUGUACAAUUUACAAAAAAGAGCAUAACACCUAUUAAGAAGAGUAUAACACCCAUUAAGAAAAUUGUUACACCCAGUAAACAGAAUUUCACGAAAAAAUAUACAAAAAAAGGACAACCAGCUAUAAAUAAAGAAAUUUUAGAAUCAUUUCAGUCAAAAUAUCCAUUUAUUUUAGAUAAAACCUGGACAGUGAGAAUUGAAGGAAUUAAUGCAAAUAAGAAAUAUCUACUUAAAGAAGAUCUUUUAGAUUUUGCACGUUUUUUGUUUAGCGUAAAAGAUCCAAAUUUCCAGGUAAAUAUUUUAUACUUAAAUUUAAUUAUAGAAAGAAAAGCUGAGCUUGUUACAUUUUUAGAUGUACAAGAAGUGUUAAUUUACUAUUGUGUUGAUAAGUGCACAGAAGCUAAAAUGAAAAGUAAAAUACUUGAAUUAUUCGGUGUUUUUAACAGAUCUCUUGUUAUAGAAAUAUUAGUAGAAGUAAUUUGUCUUGUAAAGAAAGGUAAAAAAUUUGUAGAGUUAGUAAAAUUACUGUCUGAGUACCACAAAAAUGAAAGGGAAAUAGAAGAUGUGUUUAAAGUUGGAGUUACGGGAUUACAAGAAAAAAAAGCAGUAGAGGGUCUAAAAAAUACAUUUAAAGUACAAGAUAGUAGUUUUAUUUUAGAUGUAAAAAAUGAAGAAGGCAAAAGUGUUAAUAUAUCUUGUGAAAGUAAAGAACAAAAUAGCUCAUUUUUACAUGAACCUAAUGAAAAUUCAAGGGUACAAAAUGAUUCAAAAUGUUCUGAUCACUCAAGUAAAACAACAAAUGUUAAUUUGUUUGAACCAUCACCAGCUUCCAAUUCUGCAAUUGAUAUUAUAAAUUUGAUAAAUGAAAAAAACGUAGAUACUAUUUUUAGUCUUCUGGAUUCAUUAGAUCUUAUUAGUCACUCUUCUAAGAUUAUAGAAAUGUCUAUUUACAAAGAUGUACAAUCUACCUUUUUCAAUACAUUAAUGAUACAUUUUGUAUCUAAAAAAUAUAUUUUAUCUAAAGAAGAGUGCCAGACACUUGUAAAACAUUAUCUUUCUAAAGGUUUUUAUGAAGAGUUAAAUAUGAUUGACAGAGUUUAUCCUUUAACAAAAUUAUUUUUAAUACUUAAAAAUAUUUUAGUAGACACUAUAUCUGAGAAAUCAGAGCAUUGUAUAGUGUCUUUACUAAAAAGAUAUGUAACAGAUUCCAACUCAGAGAUAAUUAAAGAGAAUAUUAAAAAUAGUGAAAAUUUUUUAGAUUUUUUAGAUAAAUGUAAUAAUAAAUCAACAAUUUACAAAGAUGCACCUAAGUUUAAUACUUGUGUUUUUGGAACACCUGUUAAAGACGUAAAAGUUAUAAAUAAUAUAACAAAAAUAACAAAUAAUAUGACAGACUCAAAAGAUGAGAAUAAUUUACCAGAUACAAAAAAUAAUAUGACAGAAACAAAAAUAAAAAAUAAUAUGACAGACGCAAAAGAUGAGAAUAAUUUACCAGACACAAAAAAUAUUAUGACAGAAACAAAAAUAAAAGGUAAUCUGGCAGACACAAAAACAUUCAAUAAACUUAAAGAACCUAAAUGUAAUUCUAUUCCAUUGAAUCUUAUAGCACCUUCUGUAUUUGAAGCUAAUGAUUUAAAUAUUGACAUUGAAACAUCACUAGAUUGUUUAAAUUUAUCAGGAGGAGCACGUUUGACUCCAAAUGCUAAAAAGUUCAGAAAGGAAUUUUUCAGUCCCAGAAAAAAUGUAGAAAAUUUAGAAGACAUUCUUGAUAACAUUAUUGACUCAGAUCAAAAUAAAAGUGAGGAAGCUUUUAAAAGGUUAUCUGAAAUUAUUAAUAAUGACAUUAAUGUUGUACUAUUUUCUGCCAAUUCUAUUGUUUCAAGUAUAUCAAUACAGCUUCUAGAUGUUUUACAUAGACCUUUGUAUGCAAAGUUAAUUUUAAACGUUUUACUAAAAUUAAGUCAAAGCAGAAUAUUUUGUGAACAAAUACGAAAAGAAAUAUUAGAAAGUGUAAAUGUAGAUUUAAUAAAUAUUAUAAAGAAUGAAGAUUUAUCCGAUGUUGUUAGUGAUAUUCUUACAAAUUUGUGUCUUAAUUGUAAGAUGAGUGUUAUUUUAGAGGUAUAUUUCCGAUUGUUAGAUUCUUCUUCUGUGGUAAAAAAUGAUAUACCACUGAAAUUAAUCUGGCGACAUUCAAAAUCUAUAGAUUUUAAGAAUACAGAAGAAAUACAAAGAAUGUUUCAAAUCCUAGAAGAAUUCUUUAAAAAGGCUGUUUUUACUGAAAUAUUAGAAAAUACAACAACUUUUAAGAUAUCAAUUUUACAUUUAAGAGAAUGUUGUGUGUAUUUUCAAGAUAAAAUUGGGAGAUUUAAUUUGGGAAAGUAUAUUAAGAAAAUAAUUGAUAAAAUAUUGAAUGAUGAUGAUAUUAAUAUUGGUGUGGUAAGAGUUAAAUAA